CGCCGGUGUGCUACAGACGAGAGGAAGGUGGAAGUAAGAUUAGCUUUCUGACGAGUCGCUUGGUCAUUUGUUGAGCCUUAAAAACGGCCGAGACUCCUAAUAACCGCAGAGCGUACAUGUACCCAUCAGAAAACACGGCCGGGACUUUAUCUUCUGCCAGUAGGGCGACCGUGGAGCUGGAUUUCUACUUUUCUCCGGGCAUGAGAAGUAACGAUAGCUAGCGGUAGCAGACGCUUCUCCGCCGUGUAACUCCGCUGCUCUGACAGGAGCUGUAACCUUUCACCGACUGUGCCCAUUUCUAUGAUUUUUUUUCCCUCUCCACAAGCAUGCCUAUCCAACUAACAAGCCAGGCUUACUGUAAAAUGCUUUUACACGCCGCCAAGUAUCCUCACUGUGCCGUGAAUGGAUUGCUUGUGGCAGAGAAAACCAAGGAGAAGAAGAAAGACAGCCACAGCGAGCCGGUGCUGUGUGUGGACUGUGUGCCUCUGUUUCACGGCACUCUGGCCCUGGCACCAAUGCUGGAGGUAGCUCUGACACUGAUCGAUACUUGGUGUAAAGAAAAUAAUUAUGUCAUCGUUGGAUAUUAUCAAGCAAAUGAACGCACAAAGGAUUCAAGACCCAACCAGGUUGCAGAGAAAGUGGCUGCGAGGAUUUCUGAAAACUUCAGUGAAGCAGCAAUUGUUAUGGUGGACAGCAGUAGACUAACAAUGAGCUGUUUUGAGCCCAUUGUGCUCAUCUACGACCAUCACGAAAACAAGUGGAAAAACAGAGAAGUAACUCAAGAAUGUUUUGAGGACUGGAGCGAAGCGCAGAAGAUCACGUCGGCCCUGCUGGAGGGCAGGUCCUAUGACAACCUGAUUGACUUUGACAAUCAUUUGGAUGAUCUGAGGAACGACUGGACCAACCCCGUGAUCAACAAGUCCGUCCUGGAUCUGUGCUAAGAUCUUAAAUCAAGAGCUCCUUACACACACGCACACAGACACACAUGCACACACAUACACAGUUGUUGCUGCCAUUGCAGCAUGCACGAUGCUACGUAUCCUGUAUGUAGCACAGAAGAACCGACAUGCUGAACACGCGGUCCGUGUUUCACUGAAAGGCUCCCACCCCGGUGGGAACUGAAGGGGCGUCGACCAGUUUGCCAAACGUGAAAAGGGGCAAACGCUGUGCGUGCACUGUUGGCCUGCGUGCAUCCUUACAGGGUGUGACAGUGAGGUGAAGGAGGCGAUCGUGAUUUUUGAAUGGAACUUAAAUAUUUGAUGGGUUUUGACUUUUUUUUUUCAUAGUUAUAUACAAGAAGUGAAAAUGUUGAGUUUUUGAUCUUUGUAUUUCCUCUUAAAAUUUUACAAUCAGUAGAAAGAGAUCAAGUUACAAAUGGUUCUUCUAAGAUAUGGAAUAAAUAAUUCUUUAAUAAAUGUAUUGUUUCAGUUCUUGAAACAAAUUUCACACUCUGAAAGUGCAUCCUAGAUAUGAUCAAAAGUGAAAUAAUGAAAUGAAAGCAUAGAAGUACAGACACGAAAAGUACAGUCGUAUAAAACUGAACCAAAUUAAGUGUCUUUUACUAAAGAGGAUGUUUAACUUACAAGCUUUGAACUACAACUGAUUAAUGCUUUCAUAAACAUUUCCAUGCCGCAUGUCAUCUGUAAGGGUCUCUAUAAAAGGCUAAUGUCCAUGUCUGCGUAUUGGUAACUGAUCCAUGACAUGGAAAAAGAAAAAAUCUACACCAGUGCACAAUAACGUGUGAGCUUUGUUUUGUGUUCCAUCUUUAUCAUUAGAUUUAGGCAAUAGUAUUUAUUUAUACUUAAAUGAGCAUACUAGAUCCAACUAUUUAAAAGUCAAUGCUAGAAAUGUAUUUAUUGAGAGACUAUAGAAAAACCUUUGUAUUUGAGAAUGACUAAUUCAGAGAUUACUCAAUUGUGGUUACGCUGCGUUUUCUAAUGAGUUUUUUUUAUUAACUGAAUGUAUAAUGGAAUAGAUUUUUUGAGAGGGGAUAAAUCAAGCUUCAAUGUCUUUUUGAGCAAAAUUAUUUUGCUGUGUCUUAAAUCACUGCCUUGACAUUUCCCAUCCUAACGACUGCAGCUCUUUAGUUGUGUUUGUCUGAAAUCAUAAGAUCAAAGAGUUGUUUUUACUGUUUUUGCUCCUGUGUCAUGAACAUGUUUGUCAGGGUCAAGUGCAUUUGAUAAAAGGCAGAAUGAAUAGAACGAAAGACAUUUUAUAUGUCAGUUUACAUGUCAAAAUUUAUAAUAAAAACUUGUAUGCCAAUAACCUUGUGAAGUAAAUUGACAAUAAUGAAGACAGA
Molecule: messenger RNA, 2299 nt
Organism: Salarias fasciatus (jewelled blenny)
Lineage: Eukaryota; Metazoa; Chordata; Actinopteri; Blenniiformes; Blenniidae
Gene: emc8
Product: ER membrane protein complex subunit 8
Exons: 5
Coding region: 327-941 (204 amino acids)
Cellular component (GO): EMC complex
Source: RefSeq, a predicted model, not a curated record